UCUUCCUUCACUCCUGCUUUAGUUCGAUUCUAAUCAUUAUGUGUUAAACCUAUCUCUGUUUGAUUUUCCCUGGCUACAUCCAUGCUUUCUUCAUUGCUUUCACUUCAAGAUUCUUGGUUGAAAGGUUGUUUUGUUUUGCUACGAGCUUUCCAGUCUAUUUUCAUUGUUGUUUGGAGUCCUAAGUAGACAUCAUAUUGUUCUACUCAUUGCCCCAAGUUAGCCUAUGAAACUGUACUUGUAAGUGUUAAGAUCAAUUUUCGUAUUGUCGUGAUUGCACUUCAACCUUUCUUUGAUUCCCCUGCUUAAUACGUCUUCAAAAAUUAAUUUUUCUUCCUUUGGUUUGUUUCUGCUGGCAUUAUUAAAUGGAUUUGGUGUUUGGUAACAUGGAAUACCAGAAAUGCUCUUGUCAAUAUCAUUGUUCUGUAUGAAUUUAGUCGGCUAGAAUGUGAAAGAAUUUUUCUCUGUUAAAUGAAAUCGCUAGCACAUAUGUGUUGUUUUUCGAAUCCCUUUUCCUUUCUAUUUAGAGUUCCGAAAGUAUCAAAUGUCUUUGUUAUGCAUGUCUAAUUUUCUGCAUAUGAUAUCAAGUGAUAUUUUAUUUAUCUGCUACUUUAGCUCAUAUGCAGAAUGUUCAAAGAUUCACUCUUUUAGUAUAGGGAUUUAUAUUACUUUUGCUUGGUUUUGGAUUAUAUUUUGAGCAUUAUAACAUAAAAUUCUCAUUCAUCAUUUGUUCAAUACCACAAAAUGAUUGUUCCAUUACAUGAAGUUUGCUGUUAGUUAUUUUAUUUACGGGGGGAAAUUGUAUGCGGGUUUAUGGAGGAGAAAAUGGAGGAAAUAUUAAUUUAUGAGCUAGUUUAUUUAUUUUUCCCUUAUGGCAAAUCUAUUGCUUGUAUUGCCAAGAUUUUCAUACAUUUAUUUGAGUGUGAUUCUCUUUUAUGUGUGGUUUGUUUGUUUGAUCGAGUAAAUAUCAUAAUCCUUUAAAUAUGUUUUUUUCAUUAGUUGCUGCAAUUAAAUCUUGCUAAUGUAUCUUUCUUUUUUUCUGUGAACUCUUCUGGGAUCCUAUUGGACUCCACGUCCCGUUUUGCAUUCCCCCAUCGAGCCACGAGGGCUUAAUCCCCCCCGAGUUGAAUCUGACACACAAGCCUUUGAAAACAAGAAUGGUUACUAUCCCCGAUCCCUUCCUCAAAGUUUGGUGGAGGUUCAUGAACAACGAUGAUAAAAUGAUCGUUCAGAAACGCAUAGGUUACCUUCAGUCGCUGCUAGAGAUGAAUGCUUGGCCUGGCCUAAUUGGGACGAUGGUGAAAUUCUGGGAUAGUGAGAACAUGGUCUUUUGGUUCGGGGAAGUGGAGUUGACGCCAACUAUACAAAAAGUUCUUAUCAGCUAUGAAAGUGUCGCCAUGUGCAACAAAAGGAAACGACAUCCAAAUACAGAUCUCUUAUAUCCCAUAAUAUGGGAUUUUGCCAAAAUUAGAGAAAAGUUCUCAUUGGUUAAAGCUGAAUGGAUGAACAAGCUCCCUGGCCCAAAUAUACCCUUCAGAGAAUUACAUUAUCGGUUCGGGUGUGAAAGGGCUUAUGAGAAAUAUAAAUACGAGUUCCUUUCAAAAGAAAAAUGGAAUGAGAUGUGUCCCCUCACAUUUGCAAUAUGUUUGCUAGGAACGAUUGUUUUCCCUCAAGGGCCAAAAUACACUAUUCAUCCUAGUGUGUUUAUGGUCUCUCAUUCCAUCUUCUAUGAAGUUGAUUAUAAAACAUUAACAAAGUACUACACUUUAGGACCUAUGAUUCUGGCCGAUAUCUAUAGGGCGUUAGACAAAUUUCAGAGCGGAGAAUGCUUUUUUCAAGUGUGUAAUCUUAUACAACAUUUGUGGAUGAUGCGACAUUUGAUCAAGACUCAUAAUCCAAAAGAGCCAGAUCCCCUAAGGUGGUCAGAUGAGCUACACGGUCAUGAUUGGUGGUUGUAUCACAAUCGUUGCAAUAAGAUUGGAGGAGAGAUUUUUGUGUAUUCGAAGCUUCGAGGGCUGAGAGAUGAAAACGUAUAAUGGUCAAUAGAUAGUUUGGUGGUAACUAAGAGUAUGGUGGUUCGAACAGAAAAGGUCCCUUAUUUGGUAUUUGGUGGGUUAAGAGGGACUGGACCAUAUGCUCCCGUUCGAGUUUUGAGACAACUAGGAGGGAAACAAGAUUUGCCACAGAUUGCAGAUAUGAGGAAAUAUGCAACUGACCACGAGAAUGGACGAGUUGCGUUUGCUGAAGACAUGUGUAGGAUGUGGAGAUCUCGAAGAGUUUUGGGUGAACCUGUACCAAACAGGUUUUUUCAAGAAUGUUUAAGGGAGUACAAAGAAUGGUUGAAAAAGAGUCUCGCUGGAACUAUUGAGCAUGGUCCAAACUUUCCUAUCAUUAUUGCAGAUGUUGGAGCCAAUCAUCAAGUCCAACUUCACCGACAUCAAGAUAAGUUUGAUAGGAAUGAAUUAGAGCAUCAACGUCGUCACUCAGAAAAUGCCAAAGUCGUAGCUCGAUUGAAACAAGAACUACGAAGAGCCAGACAGGUCAUGGCACAGUUAGAUGAUAGCAUGGAACACCAAAUUCAGUCGAUAGAGGGGUUAAGACAUCAAGAAGGAGCUCGAUUGGAGAGAGAUCGUCUCAGGGCGAACAUAUAUGCUAUGUGGGAAGAGGUCAACAUCACCAAGAGGACCAGACUUGAUGAAGGAUAAGAGGAGGCUUGAAUUUUAUUUACCAUCCCCUGCGUGGGACUGUUUUAUUUGUACUUUGUUUUGUAAUUUAUUUUCAACACUAUUUCAUUAUUUUAUGUUUAUAAGACAUUUUGAAUGCUAUUAAUGAAGUCUUUUGGGGAUAA
Messenger RNA from Solanum pennellii, 2845 nucleotides. RefSeq lists its product as uncharacterized. The record is from RefSeq and is a predicted model, not a curated record. The transcript is spliced from 2 exons. Lineage: Eukaryota; Viridiplantae; Streptophyta; Magnoliopsida; Solanales; Solanaceae. Bases 1155 to 2033 code for a protein of 292 amino acids.